Messenger RNA from Musa acuminata subsp. malaccensis (wild Malaysian banana), 1822 nucleotides. NCBI's taxonomy places the organism in Eukaryota, Viridiplantae, Streptophyta, Magnoliopsida, Zingiberales, Musaceae. The record is from RefSeq and is a predicted model, not a curated record.
CCUUCCAUAAAAAAUAAAAAAUCUUACAAGAUUUAGUUUAUGUUGUUUUUGUUGUUUGUGGGAUUGUUGUUGCAUGGAUUUCCCCAUGGAUGCCAGUAAAGGUCAAUGUCUGUGUGGGUGGCAUGUCUGAUAGUAGCAGUUCCUAUGCACAUAUCCAGCAAACAGUGUCCCAUCAAAGACAAUACCAUAACUGCAGAGCCGUACGUCACAAUAAUUUAUGCAGGACCAUUUGCCAUCGAGGAGCAUUAAGAACGAAAUGUGCGGAUCAAGUUACUCUUUCUAGAUGUUGGACAACUUGAAGGUGCAAUCUUUCAUCUCCAGAUGUUGCAUUCGCAGAUGGGUUUCCAGGUUCCAAUUUUGUUACAGCCUUACUCUGGUGCAAUCUUUCAUCUCCAGAUGGGUUUCCAGGUUCCAAUUUUGUUACAGCCUUCCUCGGCUGGAUUCAACAUUAUCACUCCCCAGUUCUUGUUUGCCCUGAUGUUAGCUGAGAAUGUCGAAUCAAAAGUAGGCUGCACUUGAAGGUGGUGGGCAGCAGCUGUGUCAGUGUUCUUUGCAAGUUGGAAAGGGCAAUAUGGGGCAGUUCUGUCUGUGUCUUCCACACCCUUCUUUUCGUGGUCUCAGUUGCUUGGCAGUUUGCCCCACGCAUCCAACCCAAGGAAAGCUAUCCCAAGCAAGGCCUGACCACAGAACCCCUCUACAAAAAGAUCUGUUGACUUUGAUGUUGCAGACACUUCUCUACAUUAUAUGACAUUUUUGGGAAGGUAGAGACUUGCUUCUUCUGUUCACUCUUUUCAUGGUAUAUGACCUGCUAAUUCCCCCACCGAAGUCUUCUGCUAGUCCAGUUGCAGAGAGUGUGAUGGAAUCUCCUCCUCCUCCUCCUCCUCCUCCUCCUCAAGAGACACAACAGCCGCCGCCCCUUGAUCUGUCGCUCGCCUUGGCCCCUUCCUCGCCUUCCUCCGAUCAGGAGACCAAGUACGUGAAGCUCUUCCCCUGCCUCUUCUGCAACAAGAAGUUCCUCAAGUCCCAGGCGCUCGGCGGCCACCAGAACGCCCACAAGAAGGAGAGGAGCGUCGGGUGCAGCUCCUACCUUUACCUCGCGCCCACCGCCGUCGCCCCCACCGCCGUCCCUCCGCCGCCGCUUCCCAUCGCGUCCCACGCGUGCAGGUACCUUCCUCUCACCGACUACUCCUUCGGCAGCCACUCGGACGGCUUCAGCCCCGCCCGCAGGGGCCCCCGGUUCGCGGCCGACCACCCGCUGCUGGCGACGGUGAGUAGCGGCAGGGCAAUGUGCGCCGCGGGGGACCUCUCCGCGAGCGGUGACGAGACCAUCGACCUGCUCAACUGGCGGAGAGGGUCCCACCCUACGCAGGAGCUCCCAGCCGUCCCAGCCGCCGGCGACGGCCCGGCCGAGCUCGACCUGUCGUUGAGGCUCUAGUGUUUGCGUUGUUGCUACCUGUUAUCAGUUCGCUGCUCGUUUCGGUUGAGCUGCACCGGGGUUUGGCUGCGCCUCGACGGCUGAGCUAUAGGUGGGGGGGGCGUUGGCGGCGGGAUGGUGUUGGAGUGGGAAGAAGACACGGCCAUGUGAUGUGGGUGGGCAUCGUGUCAUAUGGUGGUGGGGCAACGGAUGCGUGCAUUGUGGAUACUGUUGACAUCAUUGUCUCCCCUCUCCUGCUCUCUAUUGUAGCUCAUAGGCCAAUCCUUUGGAGGUCCUUCCUCACAUCAAGUGCUACUUAAACUUGUGAUGAUAUCAAAGGCUCUAAAGAGGUUCUCUUCAUGCUUUGAAUCUUUCGAUCAUGUAUAAUAAAAAACUGUUUUAAGUAGA